This is a messenger RNA of Magnolia sinica, 3022 nucleotides long. Its product is annotated as subtilisin-like serine-protease S. Gene Ontology annotation, molecular function: serine-type endopeptidase activity. The transcript has 11 exons. Lineage: Eukaryota; Viridiplantae; Streptophyta; Magnoliopsida; Magnoliales; Magnoliaceae. Gene Ontology annotation, biological process: proteolysis. The record is from RefSeq and is a predicted model, not a curated record. The coding region runs from base 364 to 2664 and encodes 766 amino acids.
UCAAUCUCUUUCCCAUCCGUUUAUUUGGGUCACCUGAUUUUUUUACUGAAUUGAUUCUUGUCCUACAUCUCAUCCAGUUGGUGUGUAUCAAAUGGAUCGAAUCUCACACACGUGUUAUUGAUUCAGCACGAAUGCCACGAAUCGCCGCUUAAUUCUGUACUCGCGCGCAUCUCCCCAGAAAAUUUCUGAUCUCGAAAAUCUUUGCAUUUUUCGGGAGUGGGAGAUAGGAGGGACAUCCAAAAAUACGGCUCGUAUUCGGUCCUUAAUACCUAUAGAUACGGCACUAACGCCUGUGAAGAAGCUGCGCACCCCUCUUUCUUAUUUAAAUCAGACAUCUUUCUCUCUCUCUCUCUCUGGUUGGAAAUGGCUCCAUUGAGAUACAGCAGCAUUUUACCUCUUUUUCUUUCUAUUCUCAUUGCAGAAAUUAGCUUCUGUUUUUCUUCUCAGGUGUAUGUAGUUUACAUGGGAAGCAAAAACAGUUAUAGCCCAGAUGAGAUUUUGAGUCAAAACCACCAAAUGCUUAUUGCUGUUCAUGGAGGAAGUGUCGAGAAAGCCCGAUUGUCGCAUGUUUAUAGUUACAGACAUGGUUUCAGAGGAUUUGCAGCUAAGCUGACAGAUGAGCAAGCUUUGGCAAUGUCCAAAAUGCCGGGCGUGGUUUCGGUCUUUCCAAAUUUGAAAAGAAGUCUACAUACUACUCAUUCAUGGGAUUUCAUGGGCCUCAUGAGCGACGAAUCAAUGGAAAUUCCAGGCUAUUCUACUAAGAACCAACAAAACGUGAUCAUUGGUUUCAUUGAUACAGGAAUAUGGCCAGAAUCCCCCAGUUUCAAUGAUCUUUACAUGCCUCCAGUGCCUCCUAGAUGGAAAGGGAAAUGCCAAACAGGAGAAGCAUUCAAAAAUUCAUCUUGCAACAGGAAAGUAAUAGGAGCAAGGUACUAUCUGGAUGGGUAUGAUGCUGAAGAAGCAAGCCAUGUCUUUGAGUCAAGUUCUGAUAAGACAGUGAAAUUUAAAUCUCCAAGGGACAGCUCCGGUCAUGGUAGCCACACGGCUUCGACAGCAGCUGGUCGAUAUGUAAAGAACAUGAAUUUUAGUGGGUUGGCUGGAGGAGGAGCGAGAGGUGGAGCACCCAUGGCUAGAAUUGCCAUGUACAAGACCUGUUGGGAUUCAGGAUGCUACGAUUCAGAUUUACUCGCUGCCUUUGAUGAUGCAAUUAAAGAUGGUGUUGAUAUCUUGUCUCUAUCUUUAGGCCCUGAAGCCCCUCAAGGAGAUUAUUUCAACGACGCGAUUUCAGUGGGCUCGUUCCAUGCUGCUAGCCAUGGAAUUCUUGUUGUUUCUUCCGUUGGAAACGAAGGUAGACAGGGCUCGGCAACUAAUGUUGCACCGUGGAUGAUCACGGUCUCUGCUAGCUCCACAGAUAGAGAUUUCACAUCUGAUAUCAUACUCGGGAAUGAGAAGAACUUCACGGGUGAAAGCCUGAGUCUCUUCGCGAUGAACACUUCUGCAAGGCUCAUGUCUGCCUCCAACGCCUAUGCGGGAUAUUUUACUCCAUACCAAUCCAGCUACUGUUUGGAGGGCUCCUUGAAUCGUACCAAGGCCAGAGGAAAGGUGUUGGUUUGCCGCCAUGCUGAGAGUUCUACAGAGUCUAAGCUAGCGAAGAGCAUUGUAGUGAAAGAAGCUGGUGGGGUUGGGAUGAUUCUGGUUGAUGAAGGAGAUAAGGACAUUGCAAUUCCCUUCGUACUUCCUGCCGCUCUUGUUGGAGCUGCAGAUGGUGACAGAAUCCUUUCGUAUAUCAAUCAGACAAGGAAACCAAGAGCACUAAUCUUACCGGCAAAGACUGUGUUAGGAUCUCAAACAGCUCCUCGAGUAGCAUCCUUCUCAUCCAAGGGUCCCAACACCUUGACACCGGAGAUUCUCAAGCCUGACAUCACCGCUCCGGGACUGAAUAUAUUAGCAGCUUGGUCUCCAGCAGUGAACAAAAUGAACUUCAACAUUCUCUCUGGAACAUCCAUGGCUUGUCCGCAUGUAACGGGAAUAACAGCCUUGGUCAAAGCUGUAUACCCGUCAUGGUCUCCUGCUGCCAUAAGGUCUGCUGUGAUGACGACAGCAACCGUGUUGGAUAUGAAUGGCAAAGUCAUCAAAGCAAACCCAGAAGGAAGAGCAGCGAACCCAUUUGAUUACGGCUCCGGCUUUGUAAAUCCCACAGGAGUCCUAAACCCUGGUCUCAUUUAUGACAUGCAACCUGCAGAUUACAAAACUUUCCUGUGUUCAAUUGGUUACGACAAGCAGUCCCUUCGCAUGGUCACCGGUGACGACAGCGUAUGCAAUCAGCCUUCCUCAUCAGUUUCUGACUUCAAUUAUCCUUCAAUCACAGUACCCAAUCUUAAGGACACCUAUACAGUUACUCGAACUGUGACAAAUGUAGGGAAACCUAUUAGUACUUAUAGAGCGGUAGUGUCAUCACCAAAGGGAAUCAAUGUGACCGUAACACCGAAGUUUCUGAUUUUCAAAGACUAUGGUCAGAAGAUUAAAUUUACUGUGAAAUUCAAGGUAACUGCUCCAUCCAAUGGGUAUGUAUUUGGGUCGUUAUCUUGGAGGAAGAGGAAAUUACAGGUAACGAGCCCUUUAGUAGUCCGAGUUGCGUCCUCAAACACGGGCAUAUCAAGAUAAGUGGGGCCAUGACUAAAGGUCACAGAGAUUGUGAAGUUCACAUGCAUUUACUGCUACAAAAGAAUGCAGAUGAAGAACUACCAUGAAGUUGACAGGCAGACAUUGAAAUUUGGAUGAAAGGACAAAGUGGGUUCGAUGGUUGACGACUGAUUCAAGCAUUGAUUGAUUGAUAUUUCGACUACUAAAUGAUGAAACUGAAAGAAUGGGAUUUUCUCUAUACAUAGUUUUAUAUGUUUCUUAUCUCAAAUGUGAAAAUUCAAGCAUAGUAAUUUGAAAAUUCAAUCAUUGUAUGUACAUGGCAGAAUUCUAUAUGCAAUAACAUUCACAUUCUUCUGUGAAUACAGUUUUAGAGGGACUA